Messenger RNA from Musa acuminata AAA Group (dessert banana), 1053 nucleotides. RefSeq lists its product as uncharacterized. Bases 45 to 896 code for a protein of 283 amino acids. The transcript has 2 exons. The record is from RefSeq and is a predicted model, not a curated record. Gene Ontology annotation, molecular function: translation initiation factor activity; RNA binding. Lineage: Eukaryota; Viridiplantae; Streptophyta; Magnoliopsida; Zingiberales; Musaceae. Gene Ontology annotation, cellular component: cytoplasm; eukaryotic translation initiation factor 3 complex.
ACUUUGUUGCGAGAGUGGGCAGGGAGUCGAGGGUGACGGUCGGCAUGGGGAAGAUACGGUGGGGGGAGCUGGAGGACGACGCGGGGGAUCUGGACUUCCUCCCUCAGCCGCUGGUGGUCGUAGGGCCCGACGAGAACGGAGCGAAGAAUGUGAUCGAGUACCGGUUCGACGACGAGGGCAACAAGGUGCGCGUCACCACCACCACCCGCGUCCGCAAGCUCACCGGCGCCCGACUAAGCAAGCGCGCCAUCGAGCGCCGGUCCUGGCCCAAGUUUGGCGACGCCGAAUACGAGGACGCCGGCGCUCGCUUCACCAUGGUCUCCACCGAGGAGAUCCUCCUCGAGCGCCCCCGAGUCGCUGGCAGCAAAGCAGAGGAGCCAAAGGUGGCUGAGGAUCCAUUGGCUGCUGUGAGCAAAGCAGGCGCUGUCCUCAUGGUCUGCCGGACUUGUGGUAAGAAGGGUGAUCACUGGACAGCGAAGUGUCCUUACAAGGAUCUCACUCCACCAACAGAGAGCUUAAUCGACAACCCCCCAGGUGCCGAAACUGCAGCUUCACAAUCCGGCACCGGAAAGAGUACCUACGUGCCCCCUAGUAUGAGAGCAGGUGCAGUGAGGAGUGGGACUGAGAUGAAGCACCGCAACGACGAGAACUCUGUCCGCAUCACCAACCUAUCAGAGGACACCCGAGAGCCUGACCUGUUGGAGCUUGUUGAUGCUUUUGGCCCCAUUGCUCGUAUCUAUGUCGCUAUGGAUCAGAAGACUGGAGUCAGUCGUGGCUUUGGUUUCGUCAACUUCUUCAACAGGGAAGAUGCAGAGAGAGCUAUCAACAAGCUUAAUGGCUAUGGCUACGACAACCUUAUCCUUCGUGUUGAAUGGGCUACUCCAAGGCCCAACUGAGUUUGUGCUAUCUGCAAGUAAUGUUGUAUGGUUCAGAUGGGAAGCCGUUUUCAUUCUCAUCCCUUUUAAUCUUGAUUUUGUUGCUUAAUUUUUUUACCAGAAUUCACACAACUUCUAAGGUGAUGAUAAUAAACACAAUUUACAUUGGAUUGGAUAA